UCUCUAGACGACGGUGGAUUUUCUGAGUCGACCAUCGAUGCAGACUCGGGUCACAUCUACCUUACUAAGAACAUCAGUAUCUGGCCCGCCUGGCCGACCAAGUCGUACUUAGAAACGGUCACGGUGAGCAACUCUGAGUCCUGCAAUACAACAACGUGUAAAAUGAGGGUCACCAUCCACUAUACAAACUGGCCCCCGCACAUUAUUAGUCUCCCCGCCCAAACCUCGCUACACGAGGACAACGACACUGAGACGUUGCUUCACAACCUCAAGGUGUACGAUUACAACUACGAUGCGCCUGAGGACGGUCACGACAUCGAAGAUAACAUCACGUGCUGGAUUAAGUACGUGCACGACCAGUGGGGAGAGAAUGACAUGGAGCUGUUUGAUCUUCGUCUGGAUGACCCCAACGACCAAAUAAGAUGGGACUCAUAUAAAUUAUACAAGAAAGAAUGCACCGUCCCUACAUCCCAGUACUCUCCCCCAUGCGGAUACAAACGCGAGAAUUACACGUGUCCGAAGCAUAGCGGUUGUAUGACGCACAACGUGACGCAAUGGUACAACGUGUCAAUCAUGUGUAAAGACGGAUACGGAGCCAUUGACAACAGGAACUUUACGUUUUAUCCCACACGCAACCAGGCCCCAACGUGGAGGAAUCUACCCAAACACCUGGACUUGGAUCUCAAGCAAGGCAGUGAGGAGGACAUUAUAUUCUCCAUAAUGUACCAGGAUGAAGAGAACGAGAAUCUCACCUACGAGUACAAGUUCAUGAAGAACGACGGCACCGUUACCGCGUACUUCCGGGGUGAUCCUAGCGGCAACUACUUCAACCAGCUCGGUAACAUUUCACUCACGACGUACCUCUAUGAUGUUCCCAAAAACACGUCAUAUACCAUCGAGAUUUGUGGACACGAGAGACGUAACGAGAUAUGCGAACUUCUCACUAUUGACCUAGAGGAUUAUUGUGGCCCUGUUCCAACCUGUUCAUCUUUGGAGAAGACAGUAACCACAGAGGAACCGGUUCCGAGUACUUUGUUUGACGUCAAAACUGCCGUUGCGAAUUACGCGAGCUACUCUAACAUCACAUUCACUCUGACGUCACGUUCAGCUAACACGUUUGAAAUUGACGAAAACACAGGAAUUGUAACGCUACUCUCGACGCUAACUGCCAGCUACCCGUCUAGUACGUACGUCCUGAACGCAUUUGUGAGAGACGCCCAGUCGUGUCACUAUUACUCAGUGUGCCCAUUGACGUUACACGUGACCUACGUCAACCAUGCGCUGAAGAUAAUUAACUCUGUGACGACAACAGCUAUACAUGAAGAUGAAGCCAAAACCCUCACAUUGUUCACCAUAGAAACGAGUGAUCUUAACGAUGACGACGACGUCACAUGUGCAAUGACAAACCCUUCAGUCAACAAACCAUUCUAUGUUACGGAAACAUUUUCGACAUCGCAAGUGUACGUGGUCAAGAACUACAUCGCUGGAACGGAUGUAACCAAGAAACUGUCGUCUGCCAAGACGGUCUACACACUUGACGUCAAUUGCACGGACCGAUACGGUGCCGGAGAAGUGAAAACGUUCACUAUAAAUGUGGCGCUGAACCAACCACCAGUACUUCAACAGCUUCAUGGUUUGGUCUCUCGUAAUGUUGAUCAGUCCACGAUGUUCAGUGGAAGCACGCUGAUUACGGAGCAAGCAUUCGACGAGGAAAGGGAUACCUUGGUGUACACUUGUUAUGUGAACAACUCCAAUGUACCGCUGAAAUGCGACGUCGUGUCGGAUACCCUCCAGGUGAAGCUACGGCGCAACGUUAGCAUAUCCAGUGAAAUCGGAGACGUUUACAGCAUGAAAGUGUGUGUUGGUGACGCUAAACAUCCCCUUGCUGACUGCGGGACCCUUCAAUUAAACUUCACAACACAGCAUUCCUAUCCAUCCAUCAGCAAUCUUCCUGCUGAAGUCGAAGUACCGGAAGACGCUGCCAUUGGCUACACGGUGUUCACAGCCACUGUGUCAGACACAGACAUUCCGGCGGAAAUUCAUACGUUGUUCUUGAAUAAUAGAUCAAAUGACACAAUUGGCUAUUUUGAAUUAGAUAGAUACGCGGGAAGUAUAACGCUGUUGAAGGCGCUCGACUACGAGACCAAGAAGAGGUAUACAUUGCGGCUAACAGUGCAAGACCCCUUCCUUGUCAGUCCCGAGUUGUACAAGCUGGUGAUCAAGGUCAAGGACGUAAACGAGCAGAACUACUUAACGGCGAAGAAUCGAAGCAUCACUUUCAAGGAGAACGCGAAAGUUGGCAGAAUAUUUCAUAUCGGACUGGAAUGCACGGACUUUGAUGAGGAAGAUACCCAAACCAUAACGAUUGCCGGAGGGGACCAUGUGGAAUAUUUUCUCUAUAACAUAACAACUAGAAAAAUCCACCUGGCCAAAGAGUGGGACCUUGAUGACAGCAUCUCAAAUCUUCCUAGCACUACGACGUUAACCAUACGUUGCACGGACAGCGCAAUGCACACGUCUGAUGUCGACAUAGUGUUCAAUAUCGAGGACGUCAAUGAUCAGAAACCCUCGUUUAUACUUGACAAAUCAAUCAGCAACAAUACUCUGUCUGACGGAUCCGUUGCUAUCAAGGUUGAUUCUUCAACAAGUCCCAGCGAGCCGCUUUUAACAGUGACAUGCGUAGAUGGCGAAAAGGGUAACCACGGCGCAUGCGCAUUCAGUAUCCUUGGCAACGGUCUAGGCAGACGAUACUUCGAGUUGCGAUCUGUGACGACCGCGGGGCGACGAAAGAGAGCUGGAGUGAAAAAUUCGGCUGUUUUGUAUCUGAGGGAGGAGAUGAAAUUGAAUUACAACAAGAAUUUUCAAUUCUAUGUCAAAGUUUCCGACGGCGGUACGCCUGCCCAAUUCACCACCGUGAUGUUGACAGCUAACUUCACGGCCACGGUUGACCCUCCAAAGGCUGCGAAAAGCACCACGUGUUCGGGAUCUUCCGCCUGCUCAACCCUAUAUGCGAUACUCGCCAUAGAGCUGGCGAUGGUUGCGGGUCUGAGCGUCUACACCGUGUACUCUUUGUUCUGUAAGAACAAGAAUAAGAUCGACAACUUGGCACUACAAGAGGCUGUAUCAAAAGACGUAAAAAGGAGACAAUUUUCCAACUCGAAACAUCGGACGACUACGUUCUUGUACGGGGAAACCAUUCCGGGGAAGGGGAAGGCUGGACUAGGAACUUUCCUACACGGACCUGAUUCAAUGCCUGGGAUGAGCACAAGCAUCAUGGCUAGACGGGAGUACAGAACAAGUAGCAGCAGCAGUGAGAGUAGUUCAGAUGAGGAUGAUUGGAUAACUCCGACACCUCGCGAAAUGCCUUCACGACCACAAGUUAGAAGGAUUGGAGAGUCCACUAGGUUUGAAGCACCAUUUAGCUCCAAUAGAGACCCUACGCUAAUGCGACACAUUUAUUCAAGCAACACGUUUCUUAACGGCAGACUUGCGGAAAACUCCAACACCCGCAGGAGCCAAUCGUUCUCACAGUCACGUGAUCCUGUGACUGGUGCCAAUCUGGUGAAAGCAUCCUCUUCGUUAUCCAACACGGAUUACGAAACCGGCCUUCCUGCUCCUAUCUAUUCUUCGGAUAUGAGUUUUAGAAUAUGAGAAGGACUCGCUAGGCAUAAAUGGGUUAAUAAUCUUCGAAACUUUUCACACGAAGAUAUAUGUUUUUUAUUUUAUUUUUAGAUUUUGAACAUUAUUAUACAAGUUUUCAUGUCUCAUCAUGUAUGACUGGAAUACGUGUAAGUUGAUUAUUUAUAAUGAAAAAAUGAUAAACUUGUGAUUGUUUGCAAUACGCGUUUGUUUAAUACAAAUAAAUAACUUACACGCCCUUUUUAUUAAAAAUAUUUAUAAUUGGAUUGUUUGCAAUACGCGUUUGUUUAAUACAAAUAAAUAACUUACACGCCCUUUUUAUUAAAAAUAUUUAUAAUUGGAUUUAAUAUUUGUCAUGUAUGUUUGUUUUCGAAUGUGAUUAAGUACCAUGCAGGCCGUAUCGUUGUAGAUGUUGUUUUUGUAGUGUUGUAUGCGUUGUGUUGUUAUUUUGUGUCACAUGCUGAUAGAUUGAUAAUUUGUUUUAUGUUUUUGCAGAAAUUCAUGCGUUACGUUGUUAUUGGCUCUUGCCAAACGUUAUUCUAGUUUUCAUUUAUUUACAUUAUGGUUGGUACACAAGUAUCUUUUUAAAUCCGGAGCACAACGAAACCUGCACAACUCAAAUGUAUUGCUGUAUUGCAAAUUAACUUCGAUAAAUUAAAGGAUAGCAGCAAAAUACAUUUAUUUUGACAAACACACAAUUCUACACCCCACCAAAUAUUUUUGUUUGUUUUAAUUUGAAAACAAAACCGUUAUGCCAGGGUAUCGUAUAAAAACCGUCUAUGUUGAUAUUUCUAAAAUAUAUGUUGCAUUAAAUACACAAUAACCGGAAACAUUCAAUUAUACAAUAUUGAAUAACUAAAAUUGUAAAAAAAACAACAACGAACAAACACAUAUUAAUGUUUAUAGCUGAAAAAUAACCCAUUUAUGCCUAGCGUCUAGAAAAAAAGGCAUUGGCAAACAGCGUACACCCAGACGAGACGCCGCAUGAUCAGGGUCUUCGCUGUUUGCUUAAAGGAAUUUCUGGUAGAAAUAUUCUAGAUAUAGAAAUAAAUAUACUAGACAUCCCUAAUUUCGGAAAUAAAUUGAUCCAAUUUUGAAGGAGGGGAGAGUCCACUAGGCAUAAAUGGGUUAAUCACUUGAUUAUAACGUUUGUUAGGCAACUACAGACUAUACGUCUCAAGUCAAUCUAUCGAGUUUCUUUUGAUCAAGGAAGGAAACUCAUACAGAUCUCGAUACUCACUCCUCAUAACGUUAUCUCAAAUUUAACGCUGUUUGCCAAGGCCUUUAAUUCUAGACGCUAGGCAGAAAUAGGUUAACUGUUAAUUUAACGGCAUACACUGCAUUCACACGUACAAUCUUUGUUUCUUUGAACUAGUGUUGUUUGUACAUCUUCGUUUUUUAUGCAAACAAUUGUUUUAUGUAACAUAUUACAACUUUGUACAUAUGGUUUGGAGUCGAAAAUGUGGAAUACAUACAAUAAAACAGAAAUGUCUAACAAAAAGAUUAAAUGAUGUUAAGCUAACAGAUUGAAUAUUACUUUCUUAAUGAUUAUAAUGUAAACCACUUUAAAUUUGUUGUACUUGCUUAUUUCACCUUUAAGUCGCUUGAUUUUUUUAUGUAGCGUAUUGCAUAUGUUUGUAAACAAUG
Messenger RNA from Dreissena polymorpha, 5286 nucleotides. RefSeq lists its product as uncharacterized. Lineage: Eukaryota; Metazoa; Mollusca; Bivalvia; Myida; Dreissenidae. The record is from RefSeq and is a predicted model, not a curated record. Gene Ontology annotation, biological process: homophilic cell-cell adhesion. Bases 163 to 3651 code for a protein of 1162 amino acids. Gene Ontology annotation, molecular function: calcium ion binding. Gene Ontology annotation, cellular component: membrane. The transcript has 20 exons.